AUGCCUCAAGAGAUCGAUGUUAAACCCUCGACAUGGAAGCUUGUCGAGGUCGGCAGAGUCGUGCUGAUCCGCAAAGGCCCUCAUGCAGACAAGUUGGCUGCUAUCUCUGAGAUCGUAGACCACAAACGCAUCUUGGUCGACGGUCCCUCCAGCGACGAGGACAAGGUCGUCCCACGCCACUCCAUCCCCCUUGCCUACGUUACCCUCACAUCUCUCAUGGUCGAGAAACUCCCACGAAAGGCCGGAACUGGUGCCAUGAAGAAGUUGUGGGAGAAGUCUGGCAUUGAUGCCAAAUGGGCCGAGACCGGUUACGCUAAGAAGAAGGAACAACAAGACCGACGACGCAACUUGACUGACUUCGAGCGAUUCAAGGUCAUGAGACUGAGAAAACAGGCUCGCUUUGCUGUCCAAAAGUCGCUAUCUAAAGUCCGCGCUGCUUCGUGA
Arthroderma uncinatum is the source of this 444-nucleotide messenger RNA. RefSeq names its product 60S ribosomal protein L14. NCBI's taxonomy places the organism in Eukaryota, Fungi, Ascomycota, Eurotiomycetes, Onygenales, Arthrodermataceae. Gene Ontology annotation, cellular component: cytosolic large ribosomal subunit; ribosome. Gene Ontology annotation, molecular function: structural constituent of ribosome; RNA binding. The coding region runs from base 1 to 444 and encodes 147 amino acids. The transcript is spliced from 3 exons. The record is from RefSeq and is a predicted model, not a curated record. Gene Ontology annotation, biological process: ribosomal large subunit biogenesis; translation.